Messenger RNA from Meloidogyne enterolobii, 1374 nucleotides. The record is from the annotation of a GenBank genome assembly. NCBI's taxonomy places the organism in Eukaryota, Metazoa, Nematoda, Chromadorea, Rhabditida, Meloidogynidae.
AUGGAACAAACAAUAGCAUUUUUGAGAGAGGGUGUUACUCAAUGUUCUUGUUGCCAAACAGCUGGGUGUCAAAAGAAGGCAAACCCUGUUGUUGCUAUUGUGGGCCCAGCAAAGUCUUCAACUACCAUAGCUGUACAAAAUCUUCUUCAAGUCUUUCGAAUACCUCAGAUUGGAUAUGCAGCGACCACUACAGAUUUAAGUGAUAAAGAACAAGUUGUGCCUUCCGACGCCUGGCAAGCUAUGGCUAUCAGCCAACUUUUAAUGCAUUUCGGGUGGACUUAUAUUGCUGUUGUUUAUAGUGCUGGAAAUUAUGGCGAGAAGGGAUUUGAAGCAAUGGAGCGCCUUACACACGCCCCGGGUAUUGAUGUUUGUAUAGCACAUGCACAAAAAGUAAAAACUAUGGGAGAGAAUGAAGAAUUUGAGAAUGUACUUCUUGUAUUAAAUGAAUUAAAUCCUCGUCCUAAAGUGGUUGUUUGUUUUUGUGAGGGAAGAAGCUUAAAUAAAUUAUUCCAAGCUCAAAAAGCAUUAAGAAUGGGCAAACGCUCUUCCAUAACUAAUUAUAACAAUACAACAUUUGAUAAAGGGAUAAAACGCAUUGAGGCUUUUCAAUGGAUUGGAAGUGAUGGAUGGGCGGAUAGACUAGAUGUAGUUGAAGGCGUUGAAACUGAGGCUGCCGGAAGCUUUUCUUUCCGUAUUCACUCCCCUCGAGUGGAAAAAUUUGAGCCAUAUUAUUAUUCAUUAGAACCGGCCAAUCAAAGUGUAAAAAAUCCCUGGUUUAGAGAAUUUUGGCAACAAAAAUUUAAAUGUCUUUUAACCGUUCCUAAAGAUGAUACUUUCUCUGAACUUUGUGAUGUUAGUUCUCAGAAUUUAUCUGUUGGAUAUGAGCAGGAUCCAAAACUUAGUCAGGUUAUGAAUGCUAUCCGAGUAGUUGGAUAUGCUUUGCGAGAUAUGUAUAACGAUAAAUGUCAAUCAACAAUUUUAAAACAAAAUAAAUUAAAAACAAAUAUAAACAUUUCCUUUCCCUCAUCUAAUGCUGCUUUAUUUAAUGCUCAUUUUGGUUUACCUUGUCCAGAAAUGGAAACAAUUAAUGGAACUUUGUUAUUUAGAUAUAUGAUGAAUGUUAGUUUUGAAGAUGAAUUUCAACAAGAAAUAUCGUUUGAUGAGAGUGGAGAUCCGCCUGCUUGGUAUGAUAUUCUCAACUAUGUUGGUUAUGAUGGUUUUCGAAAGGCCGGAGAUUGGAAAAAAGGAGUUGCUGGAACUUUUAAAGAAGAAAUGGGUGCUGGCUUUAAAAGUUCUGUUGCACAUAAAUUAAAAAUGAAAAAUAGAGAAUUAAUGUUUUAUGAUAAAACUUCAAAAAUGCCUGAGUUUGUCUGA